Acytostelium subglobosum LB1 is the source of this 1596-nucleotide messenger RNA. RefSeq lists its product as hypothetical. The transcript is spliced from 3 exons. Lineage: Eukaryota; Evosea; Eumycetozoa; Acytosteliales; Acytosteliaceae. Bases 1 to 1596 code for a protein of 531 amino acids. The record is from RefSeq and is a predicted model, not a curated record. Gene Ontology annotation, molecular function: cholinesterase activity.
AUGAAGUUGUUUGUUUUGCUCAACAUAAUAGCCAUUAUUGGCCUAGUGUCAUCGUCCACCAUUAGCACUACCACUUUGGACAUUGCUGAUGGUCCCCUAGAAGGUCUGCAAUAUGAUACAUAUCGCGCAUUCCUUGGUGUACAAUUCAUUCAACCACCUAUUGGAUCACUACGUUGGAAAUCACCAGUUGCACCUACACCAUGGUCGCCAUCCGUAUACAAUGCCACCUAUGAAAGACCAGGUUGUCCACAGGUUUGUGAGAUGCCAAAUGCAACUUGUCCCAGUGUCACCUCUGAGGAUUGUCUGUACCUCAACGUCUACACACCAUUGGUGACUGACAACACUGAGCUAUUGCCAGUGAUGGUCUUCUUCCCAGGUGGUCGUUUCUCGAUGGGUGCCGCCAGCACCCCACUCUAUGAUGGUGGCAGCUUUGUCAAUCGUUCAAACGUGAUACUGGUCACAACCAACUAUCGUCUUGGUGUUCUGGGCUUCCUAGCCACUGAUACGAUCGCUGGCAACUUUGGAUUCGAGGACCAGCUAAUGUCGUUACAAUGGGUUCAGGCCAACAUCAAGUCAUUCGGUGGUGACCCUACUAGAGUCACUGUGUUUGGUGAGUCGGCAGGAGGCACCUCAUCAUCCAUUCACUUGACGUCACCGGCCAGCGCUGGUCUCUUCAGCAACCUGAUCAUCGAAUCCAAUCCAUGGGCACUGCCAGUCAAGACAGCCAAACAAAUGUAUCCACUGGCCGAGAAGUUUGCCAAAGACCUCGGCUGCAAGGUUACUGAUGAUGCCUGCAUGAUGGCCAAGACUGUCGAUGAGAUCACCAUAGCCCAAAACACCAGUGAGAACUCAUUCAGUGUUCUACAUCCGCUGUUUGCCUUCUUGCCAUGGACACCAAUUGUUGAUGGCAAGCUGAUUCUAGACCAACCACUGGCUAUGCUUGAGAAGGGUAACUUCAACAAGGUUCCAGUGUUGAUGGGCACAGUUCAGGAGGAGGCACUGAUCUUUAUUGCUUCUGUCUCAACAAACAUCAACAGCUUGGAGUAUCACGCUGCACUUGUCGACAUCUUUGGUAGAUAUUCAAUUGGAAUUGAUGAAUUGUACAAACCCUUGGUGAAUGGAUCAAACUACGAGGGACUUAUGACCACUAUCGGAACAGACUAUAUCUUUGUAUGUCCAACUCGUAGAGCUGCCGUUGCAGUUGCUCAAGCAGGACUACCAGUGUUCCAGUACCAGUUCAUUCACGUAUCAUCGUUUGAUGCCUAUGGACCAGCAUACCCAAUGUGUGUUGAUGCCGUGUGCCACGGAAUGGAGCUCCCCUACGUAUUCAACACGGUCACAGCCACGGGACAGUUCACGUUCACACCAGCAGAGCAACAGCUCUCCUAUGACAUGAUGGCCUACUGGUCAAACUUUGCAAAGACCAGCAAUCCAAAUGUGAACACUGGCUCUGGCUUCACACCAGCUCAGCCAUGGACAAUGUACAGCGCUCAGGGUGACUCUACGUUGAUCUUCCAAACACCGACUACUCAAACUACAGGACUGAGAGCACAUUACUGUGACUACUUUGAUACGAUUGGUUAUGAGAUAUGGUAA